Alternaria alternata is the source of this 2191-nucleotide messenger RNA. RefSeq lists its product as hypothetical. The coding region runs from base 262 to 1758 and encodes 498 amino acids. Gene Ontology annotation, molecular function: ubiquitin protein ligase binding; protein-macromolecule adaptor activity. The transcript is spliced from 2 exons. Gene Ontology annotation, cellular component: cytoplasm; cytosol; plasma membrane. The record is from RefSeq and is a predicted model, not a curated record. Gene Ontology annotation, biological process: ubiquitin-dependent endocytosis. NCBI's taxonomy places the organism in Eukaryota, Fungi, Ascomycota, Dothideomycetes, Pleosporales, Pleosporaceae.
ACUGGAGAACCCCGCGCGCAUCCGUUUUUGCGAUGCGCAGCCCGCAUCACAAACACCCUCACCACAUGACACGCGUUCUCCUGGCUUAGCCGCUGCAUCACCGACAUACUUUCUGCGCUAAAAUGUACUUCUACUCCCAGCCGCAACCUUAAUCCUUGACUAGAUGUCAACUUACCUUCACAAGCUUCGCGACUACCCGUUUAUCUAGGUGUGACCUGGAAGCCAGAUACCAGCCACAGAUUCUGAGCGCGAACCGUUAACAUGAUCGUCAACAUAGUGCUUGAGCAUCCUCACGAGCACUACACCAAUCUCGAUGUCAUACAAGGGAGGGUCUUCUUGCGCGUGCCGAAUCCGACCAACAUUAGCAGCAUUGUUGUGAAGCUUGAAGGCGAGAGCAGGACCAGGCUACUGGCACCCAUACAUCCAAACAGGCCAGACAAGCAGAGACCAGUCCUAGAAGUGCACAAGUUCUUGUACAAGACACAAGUGGUAUGGCCGACGAAUGUGCGUCCCGAAGACAUCGCCCAGAACUCGAAAGCGGCCUUCACUAUCAAUGCUGGGUCCUUUGAGUAUCCGUUUCAGUUCAAGCUGCCUCUGAACACGCAAUGUCAGCAGACGAACAAUCCCAUCUCUAAUGUUUCCUUCUCAAACGCGAUCCCCGAAUUCGCAAAGACACCAACACAACACGUCAAGGCGACACUUCCUCCUACACUAAGCGGUUUCCCGGGGGAGGCCGAGAUACGAUACUAUGUCAAGGUCACAGUGAAUAGGCCACAGUUCUUCAAAGAGAACCCGAGAGCGAUAGCAAACUUCACUUUCCUCCCAAUCGAACCUCCGAGACCAGACAAGACAGACGGAGAGGCAUAUGCAAGGCGACAACACGAGUUUCUGGAGAAUGCACCGAGCGUGGCAGCGGGUAAAAGGCUGAGCUUCUUCGAUAGAAAGAACUCGACGGGAAGUAUCCCGCCAUCGCCGACAUCAGGCAGUGUACCACCUCGGGUAGCGAUCGAUGCGCGAUUGCCCAAUCCUGCGAUCCUUACUAGCAACCAAGACGUGCCACUAAGACUGCUCGUGAAGAAUGUCAGCGCGCGUACAAAGAACAUUUACCUACAGAUGCUCCAGAUUGAGCUGAUAGGAUACACUAAGGUACGUGCGCACGAAGUGUCGCGUACGGAGUCGAAUAGUUGGAUAUUGUGCUCCUUCAGUAAUAUGGCUAUCCCAAUUGGGUCUCCGGAAGACCCUGUAGAUACGGAGGUUCCCAUCAAUGCGGAGUACUGGUCUGGAAAGCCGGUGCCCAACACCGUAUCGCCCAGCUUCACAUCAUGCAACCUUGCGCGUUUCUACGAAUUGGAGAUACGCGUCGGCAUCGGUUAUGGAAGCUACAAGCACGGUGAAGAUCAGCUCAUCGUUCUACCACUUAGACUACCAGUCAAGGUCUAUUCAGGCAUCGCUCCGCCCAAAGCUCUUUUGGAAGCUGGUUUCAAUGCAGAGAAGCCCGGAACUCUUGCCCCGCCACCCCACGCGGCCCCUCGUCCUCAUACUCCAACGACGCCAACGCAUGGAGGCUUUGAUGGUGCCAAUGCCUUCUCUGGACAGCCAAUACAACCCCAGCAUGCUCCUGCGUAUGACGAUGCCCCACCGAGCUACGAGGAUGCAAUUGGACAGGAUCUUCCUCCGAUCAAUGGGUACAGAGGCAGUUACCAGCCUCCUCCUGUGCCCGAAGGCGCGCCAAGAUUUUCCGAUGAGAAGAGACGAUGAGAAGUCGUGCUACAGGGGAGCUCGUUUUGAUAGAUUAUAUCUUAGCAAUCGUGUACUCUUAGUGGUUGUGAAGCUGUUCACAUAAAGACGCGGCGGAUAUUCUUAGGGUGCAUGAUAGGCAAAGCUGAAGCGUUGAUGGUCGGCCCAGAUGUGUCAAGAAGUGGCGAUGUGGGCUGUUGGUAAUCGAGGGAGUUUGGGCCGCAACAAAUAAACAAAGAGGCACGCGCAUUGCAGCCGAAGCGGGGGAAUGCAGCAUUUCUGAAGAAGAGGCCGGAUGUUGUUCUGUUCAAUGAGUAUAAUUACUAAUAGCAUUUCUGGAAACAUAGGGGGCUUUCAGUAUCCAAUCAGUAUCAUGUUUGAUGCAGUCGUCCCAAACAUGUGUAUCCAGGUGCGGGGUAUUUUGCACACGCUCAAACAGACGCGCAUAGCCGGC